This is a messenger RNA of Hibiscus syriacus, 2112 nucleotides long. RefSeq lists its product as uncharacterized. Bases 384 to 1793 code for a protein of 469 amino acids. The transcript is spliced from 4 exons. Lineage: Eukaryota; Viridiplantae; Streptophyta; Magnoliopsida; Malvales; Malvaceae. The record is from RefSeq and is a predicted model, not a curated record.
CCUAGAGCAGUGUUAAGGAGUAAAGGAGUGUGUGUGUUCCCUCACUCAAUCUUCCUCCUCCCUUCAUCUUUUCCAAAUGUCGUGAAACAAAUAAAUAAGCAAAAAAGAAAUGUAAAUGAAUGAUGGAUUUUUCUGGGUUCAUCAAUCUCCUCUUAAUUUAACUUCCUCCUAAUCAUUCUAUCUGUUUUCUUCUUAUUGUACUACUACUGCUACUCAUAUAUCAAAAAAGAAAAAAAAAAUCUUAAUUCCCCACCCAAAAUGGGUUCCCAGCCGAACAGAUUCCCCCAGCAAGAACGGAAAUAGUGAAAAUCAAUUGGAAGGAGGAGGAGAAAAAAACUCUGAGCUGGGCCAUUUGAUUGAGACCUGCCUACACUCUUGAUGAAAUGCUGGAUUCCUUGCAGAAGAGAUGGGGAGGAUGUUGGGGGGCAUUUUCCUGUUUAGGUACAAAGAAAGGUGGAAAACGGAUUGUACCUGCAUCUCGUAUGCCUGAGGGCAAUGCAUCAGCUGCCCAGCCGAAUGGUUCUCAGGCUGUUGCUGGGUUGACCAAUCAAUCUACUUCAUUAGCUCCAUCGCUUCUAGCACCGCCUUCUUCCCCAGCGUCAUUUUCCAAUUCUGCCAUCCCUUCAACUGCUCAAUCACCUAGUUGCUUCUUGUCAUUAUCAGCUAACUCACCUGGAAGGCCGUCGUCCACAAUGUUUGCCACUGGACCAUAUGCCCAUGAGACACAACUAGUUUCUCCUCCUGUUUUCUCAACCUUCACAACCGAGCCUUCCACUGCUCCUCUCACUCCUCCUCCCGAGUUGGCCCACCUGACUACCCCCUCUUCACCUGAUGUCCCUUUUGCACGGUUCUUGACCACCUCUGCAGAUCUUGAAAAUGCCAAUAAGAAUAAUUAUAUUGCUGCAAACGAUCUUCAAUCUACAUAUUCACUUUACCCAGGCAGUCCUGCUAGUAGUCUCAGAUCGCCAAUCUCUAGGACUUCAGCCGACUGUUUGUCAUCCUCAUUUCCAGAACGGGAUUUUCCUCCACAAUGGGAUCCUUCAAUUUCUCCUCAGAAUGGCAAAUGUUCCAGGAGUGGUUCUGGCAGGCUAUUUGAGCAUGAUGCAAUCGGUUCCUCCAUAGGGUCUCAAGAUACUAACUUCUUUUGUCCCGAUACAUUUGCACGAUUCUAUCUGGAUCAGAAUCCACUUCCUCAUGCUGUUGGGAGAUUAAGUGUUUCGAAGGAUUCUGAUGUUUACCCUACCAGUAGCAGUGGGCAUCAAAAUAAGCAGAGUAAAAGUCCUAAGCAAGAUGUAGAAGAACUUGAAGCUUAUAGGGCUUCCUUUGGAUUCAGUGCAGAUGAAAUAAUCACUACUACUCAAUAUGUAGAGAUUAAUGAUGUUACAGAUGAUUCGUUUACAAUGACACCUUUUCCUAUAGAUAAACCUGCCGAGGAUACGGAACUUGCAUUGGCUGCCAAAGGACCGAAGGCAGAGAGGUUACAGGAAAACUCUCUGCGUGAUAUGAAACGAAAAUCAAAACCUGAUGUUGUCCAUUGGGCUGGACAGCAUGAUGUGCAAGUGCCAUGCAAUGGAUAUGAAGAUCACAAAUCAAGGAGGCAGGUGGCUGAUGUCUCUGGGUCAGGUAUGCCUAUCGACCAUCCCUUGACCGAUGAAGAGGAUGUACUUUUGAAGAAGGGUUCGUCAAGGAGCAGGAAAUAUCAAACGGGCUUGUCAUGCUCUGAUGCGGAGAUUGACUAUAGGAGAGGAAGAAGCUUAAGAGAACGUAAAGGAUAUUUUGAGUUCCAUGACUAAGAACCAACUCGAGAAACAAGUAAGUUAAUCCAGCUGCUUCCAGAUGUAGUAAAACUGCAGUUUUCCUUAGGUUUAACUUGCGUUAAUGGUUCUUUCUUUCUUUCUUUCUUUGGGUCAGGUGUGUGACCUGAUGUCUCUGAUUAUGAGCGUAUUCUGUUAUAUUUGACCCUAGCUUCACUAUGACCUACAUGUUUUGUGAUGCAUGUAAUUAUAUCUAUAUUAUACUUUUGUGAAAUGCAAUUUACAGCUCAGUUUACAUGUUCAAUGGUGGAUUGUAUUUGUGUGUGGAGUGGAUCAUAUCUGUAUAUUAAUGCUUGGU